Molecule: messenger RNA, 1413 nt
Organism: Spirodela intermedia
Lineage: Eukaryota; Viridiplantae; Streptophyta; Magnoliopsida; Alismatales; Araceae
Source: the annotation of a GenBank genome assembly
AUGAAUCCUGCGACUGUAACCUUCGCUAGGUGUUUGAGGCACCCAUCCCAAUUCUCCACCGGCUUCUGCUCGUCAUGUCUGGUCGAAAGGUUAUCCAAUGUUUAUGCCGCAGAGCGGGGUCCUAGACGACGAAAGGAAGCGGGCGACCUCUCUCUGUUUGUAUCUCCAUCAGAUUUUGACCAGAAAAAUCACAAAGUCAGGGAGAGAAGAACUCUCCUGUCCCUUUUCCGUCUCGACGAUGAGUGCAAUCUUGAUGCUGAGAGGAAUCAGUCUGCGACGGAGAACUCAGCCGCAGGGAAUGUGAGGUUCCACGCUGAUGCCGGUGAAUCCGACACGGUCGGCUCUCUUACCAUUGGUUCCUCUGCCUCUGGCUCGAUGGACGUGUCUCAAGCGGUGAAGCAAAGCCCGGCAAGUAGUGAGAAUUCAAAGCUGAAUGGCGCUUCAUUUCGGAUGAAUGCUUCGUUUUCAAUGAAACAACUAUGUCGGAGGAUGAAGAUCGCCGAAAGGGAAAGCUCAUUGCGUGAGGUGAGCCAGAGUAGUGGUCUUCAUGAGCAGGAAUGGUCAGGCGGCAAGAAGAGCUUCCGGCACUCUUGGGAAGGGACGACCCCUUGUGAUCCAAGCAAAGCUCGGGAGAAUUCAAGGCAUUCGUGGGACGGGCUGAUGAUUGGCAGGGCGUUUUCUUGCCCCUUUUCCUGCGUGAAGGAGUCGCAGGAUGAGAAAAUUGAUGAUUUAUGGGCCCGUGAUGCCUCUAAGCUGUCGAUGUCCCGAAGGAGAAGCUCUCCAGACCUGUCUGAAGAGGCCACGACUUCUCAAGGUAAGACGUCUUUCGGAACGACUGAUUCGUGCACGUCCAUGUAUGCGAAUUCUGCUCCGGACAAGGUCUCGCCUCCUCCGCAGAGGAGAAGUGCAAAACCUCCCCAGGAGGAGAAAGGCCCCCAGGAUGCUGGUGUUCUGGGGAACAGCAGAAGGAAAUCUCACAGAUGGAACAGGGUGUGGAGCUGGAGCAUCACCAGCCCUUUUAGGGAGAUUACCCGGAGCCAGGAACGCUCCCUAGAGAGAUCUCUAUCAGAACCUGGGCAGGGAAGACGCAGAAUGAAGACCGUUGAGACAUCCAGUUCAGUGACUGGGCCUCAUUUUUCCGGCCAUGGGAUGGGUAGAAUUAGGCACUCUCUCUACAAAAGCAGGAACACUGAGAAUGGAGAUCUGUACGCCAUGAGAAACGACAGUCUCACCAAGAAAAGGGAGAGAAACUUUAGUCGAAGCAGGAGUGCCCAUUUCUCCUCUCCAAGGAACGUGGGCAGUGGACUACUCCGCUUUUACUUGACUCCUCUGAGAAGCAGCAGAAGAAGUUCAAGCAGGAGUAGAAACAGGACUUCGUAUUCAUUUGGCCCUGGUCUUUUUGGGUUUCACUAA